Messenger RNA from Salvelinus sp. IW2-2015, 602 nucleotides. Lineage: Eukaryota; Metazoa; Chordata; Actinopteri; Salmoniformes; Salmonidae. The record is from RefSeq and is a predicted model, not a curated record.
CCGACAACAUACCACAGAAGUAGGAGAACGUCGCUACACAGGCGAAGCGUCCUCAACGGCCGUGUUUUCCUAGCAACUAUUUAGGAUUUAUCAACAGAAACGCGACUCAUCAUCUGGUCUUUCCACAAAGAAAUACCUUCACCCAGGUUCUCUAAAGAGGACGCUUUCUCUAUGAUGAACAGCAACGGGAAUAAGAGGGUACCCACCACAGCCACCCAGAGACUAAAACAGGACUACCUCAGGAUAAAGAAAGACCCUGUGCCUUACAUCUGUGCUGAACCCCUACCAUCCAACAUCCUGCAAUGGCACUAUGUUGUUCGAGGUCCUGAGAAGACCCCAUACGAAGGGGGAUAUUAUCAUGGCAAAUUAAUAUUCCCUCGGGACUUCCCCUUUAAACCACCCAGCAUCUACAUGACCACACCAAACGGGAGAUUUAAGUGUAACACUAGGUUAUGUCUGUCCAUCACUGAUUUCCACCCGGACACGUGGAACCCAGCCUGGUCCGUCUCCACCAUCCUGACUGGUCUGCUCAGCUUCAUGGUGGAGAAAGGCCCCACUCUGGGCAGCAUCGAGACCUCUGACUACACUUAAUUGUUCUUCUC